GGUGAUUGUAGUUCCGCUACGACACAAUUUUUGGGCGGACCGUAUACAAACCAACGUGUUUGAAUGAUCAUCCCAAUGCUAAUUAGUACAGCGAGCAGAUUUGGUGUUUCGUGCUGUUCUCUUACACCUUCGGUCCGUCUUUUCUCCAGAUCCAGUAACAUGGCCAAAAGUAAGUUUGAGUAUGUGCGCAACUUCGAAACAGAUGACACCUGUCUGCGGAACUGCUACAUUGUCGUGAGACUGGAUGGUCGCAAUUUUCACAAGUUUGCAGAGCAGCACAAGUUUGCAAAGCCCAAUGACGACAGGGCCUUGGGGCUGAUGACAAGGAGUGCACGCUCUGUCAUGGAAGAACUGGAGGAUAUUGUUGUUGCCUAUGGGCAAAGUGAUGAGUUCAGCUUUGUUUUCAACCGGUCUUCUACCUGGUUCAAAAGAAGAGCCAGUAAGCUCAUGACCCACGUGGCCUCCCAGUUCUCCUCCUCGUACGUGUUUUACUGGAAGGAGUUUUUUGAGAAUCAGCCCCUCCUGUACCCUCCGGGAUUUGACGGACGGGUGGUCCUAUAUCCUAGCAAUCGUAACCUUAGAGACUACCUUAGCUGGAGGCAGGCAGACUGUCACAUAAAUAAUUUGUACAACACAGUGUUUUGGAUGUUAGUGCAAAGAAAAGGACUCAGCACAACACAGGCAGAGGAUCGCUUAAAGGGAACAUUGGCUGGAGAUAAAAAUGAGAUCCUCUUCACAGAAUUUGGUAUCAACUACAACAAUGAAUCUGCCGUCCACAAGAAAGGUACCACCCUCAUCUGGGAAAAGCGAGAUGAGACUGUCAUUAAACGCACAAAGCUGCCAAAUGGGGAGGAAAAGGACAUGCCCGUCACACGUAGCAGGAGGAGGGUAGAGGCCUACCAUUGUGACCUUAUAGGAGAGCAGUUCUGGGAGGAGCACCCAGACAUCCUGGAGGAUGACAACUGCUAACC
This is a messenger RNA of Pundamilia nyererei, 971 nucleotides long. RefSeq names its product tRNA-histidine guanylyltransferase 1-like (gene thg1l). Gene Ontology annotation, biological process: tRNA modification. The transcript has 7 exons. The record is from RefSeq and is a predicted model, not a curated record. Gene Ontology annotation, molecular function: magnesium ion binding; tRNA guanylyltransferase activity. The coding region runs from base 64 to 969 and encodes 301 amino acids. NCBI's taxonomy places the organism in Eukaryota, Metazoa, Chordata, Actinopteri, Cichliformes, Cichlidae.